AUGUCACUAAGACCUGCACUUACUCUCUGGUCAACUGCUUUGGCAGCUGGUGCUAUUCUCGGUUUCUCCGAACCACCUUUCAAGCUUGUCCGUUCCUACAUUGAAUACCAAAACUCUCGGUACCUCGACGCCGCCGCAGUCGCCGAUUCUCUAGACAAAUCCUCUCAAGAAACCUCACCAUCUUCUACUUCUACUUCUACGAAAUUCCAUCCUGCCCUUCACGGAUCUUCCUCAGCCCUUCUCGAACAUGAACUUAUGAACCUCCCACUAGUCCAAGCACUACUAAAUGACCCUGCUCUUUCUGUCCGUCGUGCAUGGGCUGGACCUCACUACCAGACUCCACCUGGAGAUGCACCCUGGCGCAGUGGCCAAGUGUUUACUGCACAUACACUACACCAGCCUGGUGGAAUUGCGGCCAAGCCUGUUGUUUUUACAAAUACAACGACCCGUGCAGCAACAAUUGUGUUGCAUGUCGGCCAUAGAGUCACGGGUUUCCCGGCCAUUGUCCAUGGAGGCGUGCUGGCCACGCUACUCGACGAAGCCCUUGGCCGUACUGCCUUUCUAUCUUUCCCUGAAAGUGCAGGUGUCACUGCUAACCUCAAACUUAAGUAUAAAAACCCAACUUGGGCUGGCCAGUUCAUAGUCAUUCGAACACAAACAGAUCAAGUCUCCGAGCGCAAGGCUAAAGUCUCCGGUAAGGUCAUGACUCUUGGAGGGAAAACUCUUGUUGAAGCUGAAGCUCUUUUCGUUGUUCCUAAAAAGUUUAAACUUAAGCCAAUGAAAUGA
Magnusiomyces paraingens is the source of this 786-nucleotide messenger RNA. RefSeq lists its product as uncharacterized. The coding region runs from base 1 to 786 and encodes 261 amino acids. The record is from RefSeq and is a predicted model, not a curated record. The transcript has a single exon. NCBI's taxonomy places the organism in Eukaryota, Fungi, Ascomycota, Dipodascomycetes, Dipodascales, Dipodascaceae.